Molecule: messenger RNA, 1728 nt
Organism: Pseudovirgaria hyperparasitica
Lineage: Eukaryota; Fungi; Ascomycota; Dothideomycetes; Acrospermales; Acrospermaceae
Product: ATP-NAD kinase
Exons: 2
Coding region: 204-1511 (435 amino acids)
Biological process (GO): NADP+ biosynthetic process; NAD+ metabolic process
Molecular function (GO): NAD+ kinase activity
Source: RefSeq, a predicted model, not a curated record
GAGCACGAUCAGGGUGCCAUCCCUCGAGCUGCAUCUAUAUAGCAUUUCUGGCGUCUGGGCGAAGCAUUGGUUUCUGGAUCAUUUGAUUGUUUUUGCGAAGUCAAUCAUCAGGAGCCAACUCUGAUUUCUUGACAUAUGUAAAACCAACACCAUCACUCAGAGUGGAACGCCCCGUAUGCUUAUUUGGUACUUGCGAAGUGACAAUGUUGGCGGCACGAAGGCUAUUGAGAAUCAGCCAGAGGCGAUAUUUCUCUCAAAGUUUUAUUCGGCAAGAAGUGCGCGACAUCAGUGGUCUUCAAGAUCGCAUACAUCCAUCGUUUCAAGAAACUCGCAACAAUGAUUUACUUUGUUUGCAAUGGCCGUCACCACCAAGGAACGUACUACUGAUCAAGAAAAGAGGCGACAUAGCUGUUGACGAAUCGCUCAUUGAGUUCGCAAAACACAUCAAAGGAUCCUAUCCGGAUACAGAAAUAGUGUUAGAGGCGUCGACAGCUGCGAAGUAUCACGAGGAAUUCCCAUUUCCGGUCUACACGGAGACACCAAAUGGCAAUUCCGCCACAGCACGAUAUCAGGACAAGAUCGACUUUGUGUCUACGCUUGGGGGUGAUGGCACCAUUCUUCGUGCAGCGUCUCUGUUCGCCUCAUCGCAAAGUGUUCCACCUGUCCUCUCUUUCGGUAUGGGCACGUUAGGAUUCCUUGGCGAGUGGAAGUUCGGCGAGUACAAGCGUGCGUUCCGAGAAGUUUUCAUGUCAGGCGCUAUUGAUGCGUACGGAACUCGUAAUGGAGAAGCCGCUGAGCACGAAGCGCCUGUGACUGGGACUGGCUGGUCAUCUGUGAGAGGCAAAAGCAUGGGCAGUCAUCGAGGAUCGCGGGUCCUACUACGCAACAGGUUGAAAGUUGGCGUCUUUGACGCCUCGGGUGGCCGUAUAGCCACGGAGCCAACAUCAGCUGCGCUCCAUGCAUCCGCUGAUACGGACAUAUACGCCAUGAACGAGGUGGCACUACAUCGUGGCAUUUCCCCGCAUCUAGCGAUUAUUUCCAUCUAUGUUGGAGGCCGCUUACUUACCGAGGCUGUCGCCGACGGUCUGAUAGUCUCUACGCCUACCGGAUCCACUGCAUACUCUCUUUCGAGUGGCGGUGCUAUCGUACAUCCGCUCGUCCCAUCGAUCCUGUUGACGCCUAUCUGCCCCCGGUCUCUGUCGUUUCGUCCGCUGGUUCUUCCUGCUAACACUCCUAUUAGCCUCCGAUUCGGCGAGAAGAAUCGAGGACGCGAGCUCGAAGUAAGCGUGGAUGGUGUUCGGAUGCAACAUGGUAUCGAAAUCGGAUCUGAGAUUAAAGUCAUUGGAGAAGGUAUCCUUAUUGAAGGUGGUUGGGAGAAGAGAGAAUGGCGUGGUGGCGUGCCAUGUAUCGUCAGAGGGGCAGUGGGAAUGGAAAGAGAUAGCGAUGAUCAUUGGGUCGGUGGGUUGAACGCUCUCCUCAAAUACAAUCAUCCGUUUGGAGGCAUCAAAUAGUGGAGAGAAACUUUCGCCCUCGACAGAGCUACCAGAAUGCAGUCAAUCCGAUGAACAUGAUUCAUAGAACUAGAUUCCCACACCCAUCAGAUCCUACAGAAAGUCUGCUCACAGAAUGGUAAGAAUAGACCUGCAAACUCGCCGCUAAUGAGUCGGUUAUCUAACAGCUAUGGAUAGACAAGUUUGAGAUUGUCAUAAAUAUAGCUUGCAUAUGCAG